AGACAUGGAGGGCACGCUGAAAUAUAUCAGGCUCAACAACUCGGGGGAGAUAAUCCUGCCAGACUCCAAGAGGCUGGAGAGUCUUCUGGGCACCAGCGACCCUGACCUGCUGGACUUUAUCAAGCGUUGCCUAGAUUGGGACCCAUCAAAGAGGAUGACUCCAGGUCAGGCACUCGAGCAUGCCUGGAUGAUGAAGACUUCGCCAGGAUGCAUGUCCCAAUCCCCAGGAAACCCACCAAAAACGGUUAUGCUGAAGACCCUGGCUGCAACAACCACACAGCAUCUGAAACCAGACAUGGCCACUGGCAGCCAGCCACAGACCAUGGACCAGGGGGAAAUGGACAAACUGGGGAAGCAUGGAAGGACCCUGAGACCCCUGACUUCAGAGCUCGACCCCCUGCUCCCUCCCAUUGGUGCGACUGGACCGGCUCCUCCACCAAGAGGCAAGAGGGUAACUGUUACCGCAGAUGGUGGUGCAGCCAAGAGGGACGCAGCGACAUCCAAACCAGCUGGCCAAGCGGGAUGCUCCCGGGUCUCUCCCAUAGGCGCCGCUGCCCCGUCUCCUCCACCAAGAGGCAAAAGGUCAACUGUUACCCCAGAUGGUGGUGCAGCCAAGAGGGACGCAGCGACAUCCAAACCAGCUAGUCAAGCGCGAUGCUCUCGGGUCCGUCCCUUUCGCGUGACUGCACCGGCUCCUCCACCAAGAGGCGAGGGGGUAACUGUUACCCCAGACAGUGGGGCAGCCAUGAGGGACACGGGGACAUCCAGACCUGCUGGCCAAGCGGGAUGCCCCCAAGUCCGUCCCAUUGACACCGCUGCCUCGGCUCCUCCACCAAGAGGCAAGAGGUCAACUGUUACCACAGACGGUGGUGCAGCCAGCUUACUUGUGAUCUUAACAAAAAAUAACAAUGUUAAUCCAACAAUUUGAAAUCAACAGUGUUGAAUAAGUGUGAUGCUGUAUCGUGUGCAGACGAGGAGGGCACGCUGAAAUAUAUCAUGCUCAUCAAGUCGGGAGAGAAGAUCCUUCCAGGCUCCAAGAGGCUGGAGAGUCUUCUGGGCACCGGCAACCCUGACCUGCUGGACUUUAUCCAGCGUCGCCUACAUUUGGACUCGACAAAGAGUAUGACUCCAGGUCAGGCUCUCAAGCAUGCCUCGAUGAAGAAGACUUCGCUUGGAUGCAUGUCCCUAUCCCCAGGAAACCCACCAAAAACUGUUAUGCUGAAGACCCUGGCUGCAGGAACCACACAGCAUCUGAAACCAGACGAGGCCACUGGCAGCCAGCCGCAGACCAUGAAUCAGGGGGAAAUGGCCAAACUGGGGAAACAUGGAAGGACCCUGAGACCCCUGACUUCAGAGCUCGACCCCCUGCUCCCUCCCAUUGGUGCGACUGGACCGGCUCCUCCACCAAGAGGCAAGAGGUCAACUGCUAUCACAGAUGUCGGUGCAGUCAAGAGGGACGCAGGAGCAACAAGACCUGCUCGCCAAGCGCAAUGCUCCCUGCUCCCUCCCUUUGGAGCGACUCCACCGGCUCCUCCACCAAGAGGCAAGAGGUCAACUGCUUCCACAGAUGGUGGGGCAGCCAAAAGCGUAGCAGUUACAUCCAGACCUGCCCGCCAUGCGCAAUACCCCCUGCUCCCUCCCAUUGGCGCUGCUGGACCGGCUCCUCCACCAAGCUGCAAGAGGGCAACUGGUACCAAAGAUGGUGAGGCAGCAAAGAGGGUCGCAGGGACAUCCAGACCAGAUUGCCAAACAGGAUGCUCUCGGGAUCCUCCCAUUCGUGCCACUGCAACGGCUGCUCCACCAAGAGGCAAGAGGACAACUGUUGCCACACAUGGUUUGGUAGCCAGAUGCAUCAGCAGCCAGAUGCAUCUGAAACCAAACAAGGGCACUGGCAGCCAGCCUAAGACAAUGGAUCAGGAGGCAACGGCCAAACUGAGGAAACAUGGAAGGACCCUGAGACCCCUGACUUUAGAGACCUACUCCAAGGUCCUUCCCAUUGGUGCGGCGUCACCGGCUGGCUCCCCCAUCAAGAGGCAAGAGGGCUAUUGCUACAACAGAUGGUGGUGCAGCCAUGAGUGACGAGGGAACAUCCAGAAAAGCCGAUCGACGGUAUUCCCCCUUGUCCCACCCAUUGGUCCAGCUGCCCCAGCUCCUUUCCCAAGAAGCGAGGGGGCAACUGUUACCGCAGAUGGUGGUGCAGCCAAAAGGGAUGCAGCGACAUCCAGACCUGCUGGACAAGCGGGAUGCCCCCAAGUCCGUCCCAUUGACAACGCUGCCUCGGCUCCUCCACCAAGAGGCAAGAGGUCAACUGUUACCACAGACGGUGGUGCAGCCAGCUUACUUGUGAUCUUAACAAAGAAGAACAAUGUUAAUCCAACAAUUUGAAAUCAACAGUGUUGAAUCAGUGUGAUGCUGUAUCGUGUGCAGACGAGGAGGGCACGCUGAAAUAUAUCAGGCUCAUAAAGUCGGAGGAGAAGAUCCUUCCAGGCUCCAAGAGGCUGGAGAGUCUUCUGGGCACCGGCAACCCUGACCUGCUGGACUUUAUCCAGCGUCGACUACAUUUGGACUCAACAAAGAGUAUGACUCCAGGUCAGGCUCUCAAGCAUGCCUCGAUGAAGAAGACUUCGCUUGGAUGCAUGUCCCUAUCCCCAGGAAACCCACCAAAAACUGUUAUGCUGAAGACCCUGGCUGCAGAAACCACACAGCAUCUGAAACCAGACGCAGCUACUGGUAGCCAGCUAAGAGCGACGAAGGGACAUCCAGACCAAAUGGCCAAGCGGGAUGCUUCCGAGUCCCUCCCAUUGGUGCGGCAUCACCGGCUAUUCCACCAAGAGGCAAGAGGUCAACCAGUAACAUAGA
Molecule: messenger RNA, 2859 nt
Organism: Gadus macrocephalus (Pacific cod)
Lineage: Eukaryota; Metazoa; Chordata; Actinopteri; Gadiformes; Gadidae
Product: serine/arginine repetitive matrix protein 1-like
Exons: 7
Coding region: 997-2079 (360 amino acids)
Source: RefSeq, a predicted model, not a curated record